Acanthaster planci (crown-of-thorns starfish) is the source of this 1239-nucleotide messenger RNA. RefSeq names its product monocarboxylate transporter 11-like. The record is from RefSeq and is a predicted model, not a curated record. Lineage: Eukaryota; Metazoa; Echinodermata; Asteroidea; Valvatida; Acanthasteridae.
AUGGGGUCUCAGUGCGGCGCCAGUAACGCAGGCUGGUAUGCUGUCCUCUGUCUCCACGUCAACUGGCUGCUAUUAACAGGACUCCUCAAAGGUCUAGGGGUGCUGCUGCCAACACUUCAAGAGCAAUUCACGGCAGACACGUGGGUGAUUGGUGGGUUGAUAGCGACAAUAACUGGGGCUGGCAGCUUUGCAGGUCCGUUAUCCAAGCCAUUGGAAAUGUUGUUUGGUACCCGCAUCGUUGUCACAGUCUGCGGAUUCCUCUUAGGGGCGUCUAUAAUCGUCUCGUCCUUCUCGACCAGCGCUGUCCAGAUGGCACUUGCCCUGUCCUUAAUCUCUGGUCCUUGUUUGAUGAUCGCCAGUAUUUUAUCGAGAGCCAUGACAGGUCGUUAUUUCACCACAAAUUACGCUACGGUGAAUGCCAUUGCGACUUCAGGACACUCUGUGGGCUUGAUCGCCAUUGCUCCGUUGACUCAAGUGCUUUUAGACACCUACGGCUGGCGAGGUGCCUUGCUACUGCUUGGAGCCAUGAGCAUGCUUCUUGGUGUGUGUGGCUUCCUUCUAAGACCUCCACCGCCAUCAGCAGAAGGGCGGGAAGACUACCUACCAAUCAUCACCAGUGAAGAGGAGCCAUCGGCAUAUGGACCAAAAAGCCCUAAUACUCAGAAAAGAUCCCGAUUCAGCAUCCUGAAGGACGCUGUGAAGGCUCAACGGAAUCGUUUUGGCUGCACGGUUUGCAGCCGCGCCGCAUUCUGGAUAGCGGCGCUUCUCUACUGUGGCUAUGCUCUCGUCGGUGGUCUCUGGCUGAUAUACUUCGUUGCUUAUGCCGAGUCGAAGGGCUUCUCUGGGCCCGAGGCCGUGACGUUCACCACUGCCGCGGGGAUAGGGAACCUGGUUAUCAAGAUUCUUGUUGGGAUUGUGGUGGACCGAUGUUGGUUGAAGCUACGAUUGACCUUGCUAGUUUCAAUCACGAAUUGCAGCUUGGCUUUAUUCACACUUCCCUGGAUGAACUCCUACUGGUUAAUGCUUAUCAACGCCAUCAUCUUCAACGGCUUCAUUGGAGUGCAAGCAUCACUUAGUGACAUUUACACCCGGGAACUGCUGGGAGCUGAAGACCUGGUACCUGCAUUCAGCUCGAUGGGUCUCAUAUCGGCUACCAUUCAUAUCACUUUUGGAUUCUUCCCUGACCUGUACAGCACCUCCGACAGUAAGCAGGAGAUUGUGGGUUUGGGUCCCACAUGA